AUGGCCGAUAUGCGGUACAUGACGGUUAAUUUGGAGGUUCCAUUUGGCGGCAUGCCACCCUGUUUUGUCGCGGCCACGGGCCAACAACAUGGCGUGCCACCCGUUGCGCAAGCUCAAUUCAUCCCCGUCUUGCCGCGGCCAGACAUCGGCGCCGUUCCUGGUUGGCAGCCGUGGCAAGAGCCCCCUGGUGUCAUCCCUCCUCCAUAUAACGCUGCUCCGCCUGCCGCCGCACCACCCGCAGCCGCAGCAGCAUCACCACCUCCGCCGACACCUACCAGUCCUCCGCUCCCCUCUGGCGCACACAUCCCUACCACAACCGACAAACCAGUUGUGCUCCCGUCAGGACAGGGCUACAUCUUCCCACAAACCCAUACCACCCUCCAUAUCAUUGAAUCUAAUUUUCCACCUUGGGAAAACCCGGGACGACCAUUCCAUUGGCGAUCCUUCCUCGCCCCUAUCACUUUGACCCUUAAGGGGCUCAUUGAACAAAUCUGUCCUGACAAGGGCCCUAAGGGAGAAAAGGUGACUAGUCGCGGAAUCACAGAGUGUCUUGAACUUGGGGACGGAGCAUGGUUGAAGGGCGCGGAGUUUUGGGUUGGGGAGAAGGGUAAGGGCGAUGCAAUGAAGGGCAAGGUUGGCCAGACUUUGAGUGAAGUAGGAUGGGAUGAGAGUCGCGGAACCGAAUCUCGACCGGUAUGGUUGGCGAUGUCCGUCGUCUAUGUUUAGAUUGUCCCAUUUUUUUUUUUUUUUCAUUGCCAGAGGCUCUGGGUAAUCUGAUACGUUGUCAAUAUGAUGGAUGAAUCCCCUUGAGCGCUUCCCAAGGUUAGGGAUAUAUGGGAUGUUGGUGGAUUAGUCUUAUUGCUUUUGCAUUCUUGUUUUGGAAAUUUCUUUAGACAUGUAUAAUUACCGGAUUCACUAGUGGUUGGCAUGAAAUCUGACCCGUAUUGAGCCUG
Coccidioides posadasii C735 delta SOWgp is the source of this 953-nucleotide messenger RNA. RefSeq lists its product as uncharacterized. Lineage: Eukaryota; Fungi; Ascomycota; Eurotiomycetes; Onygenales; Onygenaceae. The record is from RefSeq and is a predicted model, not a curated record.